AUGGGUCGCAGCACGGCUAUCCGCGUGGCUAGCCUGCUGCAACGGGCAGGAAUUCGAUGUAGCGACAAGGCGGUGUUCGUCGCGCCUCACAGGGCGUGGCCACUGUCCGAUCUGCCUCUCUCAAGCCUCGGAGAGACACGCUUCCUUUCCACUCUUGCAGCCCGCAAUUCCGCCUUUCCAACAAUUGUGAGGCAAAUCAGCGUGCAGACGCUGCAGCCAACCGAUGUGUUUGCGCCGCGCCACAACAGCGGGACAGAGCAGGAGGUGCAGGAGAUGGUCAACCUGACAGGCUUUGGCAGUAUGGCCGAGCUCAUUGACGCCACUGUGCCAAAGGCCAUCAGGAGGGGCCAGAUGGAUCUGGGGGAGUACACCAAAGGAUACACUGAGAGCGAGUUCAUCGCAAAGUUCAAGAAGAUGGCAGAGAAGAACAAGAUGUUCAAGUCCUACCUGGGCAUGGGCUACUACAACACCCACCUACCACCUGUGAUCCAGCGCAACCUGCUGGAGAACCCAGGCUGGUACACCCAGUACACGCCCUACCAGGCAGAGAUUGCUCAGGGGCGGCUGGAGUCCCUGCUGAACUUCCAGACUGUCGUCACCGACCUGACGGGCAUGCAGAUCAGCAACGCCUCGCUCCUGGACGAGGCCACAGCAGCCGCCGAGGCCAUGACCAUGUGCUCCGCCCUCGCGCGCGGCAAGAAGCUGACCUUCCUCGUCUCGGACAAGUGCCACCCGCAGACCAUCGCUGUGUGCCAGUCGCGUGCCGAUGGCCUGGGGCUCAAGGUCGUGGUCGGCGACGAGGCCAGCUUCAACAUUGACAAGGACGUCUCUGGCGUGCUGCUGCAGUACCCUGCCACUGACGGCUCCAUCCACGACUACAAGGCCCUGGUGGAGAAGGCGCACCAGGCAAAGGCCAAGGUGUGCGUGGCGACGGACCUGCUGGCGCUGACUCAGCUGACGCCACCCGGCGAGUGGGGCGCCGACAUCGUGAUCGGAUCGGCGCAGCGUUUCGGCGUGCCCAUGGGCUACGGCGGCCCCCACGCGGCGUUCUUGGCCUGCCAUGACGACUACAAGCGCCUCAUGCCCGGCCGCAUCAUUGGUGUGAGCAAGGACGCGCAGGGCAAGCCGGCGCUGCGCAUGGCGAUGCAGACGCGCGAGCAGCACAUCCGCCGCGACAAGGCCACCUCCAACAUCUGCACCGCGCAGGCGCUGCUGGCCAACAUCGCCGCCAUGUUUGCAGUCUACCAUGGGCCAGACGGCCUCGACAAGAUCGCCAAGCGCACCAGCGGCCUCGCCGCCAUCCUCGCCGCAGGAGCCAAGAAGCUGGGCCACAGUGUGGGCGACGCGGCCUUCUUCGACACGGUGCGCAUCGAGGUGGGCGACGCUGCCAAGUUUGUGGCCGCGGCUGUUGUCGAGGGUGUCAACCUUCGCCAGCUGGACGCCAGCACCAUCACCGUGGCCCUGGACGAGACCACCCGCCUGGAGGACGUGGACCAGCUCCUGCGCAUCCUCAACGGCGGCUCCGCCCCCGGCUUCAGCGCUGAGUCCCUCGCCUCCGAGGUGGACAGCCCGGUGGGCAGCUUCAAGAGGGACACACCCUACCUGCAGUCGCCCAUCUUCAACCUGUACCACAGCGAGCACGAGAUGCUGCGCUACCUCAAGCGCCUGGAGAACCGCGACCUCUCGCUGGCGCACUCCAUGAUCGCGCUGGGCUCCUGCACCAUGAAGCUGAACGCCACGUCCGAGAUGAUGCCCAUCACCUGGCCCGAGCUGGCCUCCCUGCACCCCUUCGUGCCCGCCGACCAGGCCCAGGGCUAUGCCGAGAUGUUUGAGGACUUGGCGACCCAGCUGGCGGAGAUUACCGGCUUUGACGCGGUGUCGCUGCAGCCCAACAGCGGGGCGUCCGGCGAGUACGCGGGGCUCAUGUCCAUCCGCGGCUACCACCAGGCCAACGGCGACCACCACCGCGACAUCUGCAUCAUCCCCGUGUCCGCCCACGGCACCAACCCGGCCUCCGCCGUCAUGGCAGGCAUGCGCAUUGUGCCCAUUGGCGUGGACAGGAAGGGCAACAUCAACAUUGGGGAGCUCAGGGCGAAGGCCGAGGAGCACAAGGACAAGCUGGCAGCGCUGAUGAUCACCUACCCCAGUACGCACGGCGUGUAUGAGGAGGGUGUGGAUGAGAUCUGCCGCAUUGUGCACGACAACGGUGGCCAGGUCUACAUGGACGGUGCCAACAUGAACGCCCAGGUCGGCUUGACGUCUCCGGGGCACAUUGGCGCGGACGUGUGCCACUUGAACCUGCACAAGACCUUCUGCAUCCCCCACGGCGGUGGCGGCCCUGGCAUGGGACCCAUCGGUGUCAAGGCCCACCUGGCGCCCUUCCUGCCCACGCACCCGCUGGUGCCCACGGGAGGGCUUCCGGGCUUCAAGAGCGACGCGCAGUCAUUCGGCACCAUGGCCGCAGCGCCCUUCGGCUCCUCCCUCAUCCUGCCCAUCUCCUACGCCUACAUCUCCAUGAUGGGCUCCGAGGGCCUCACCGAGGCGUCGCGGCGCGCGAUCCUGAACGCGAACUACAUGGCGACGCGGCUGAAGGACUCGUACAAGGUGCUGUACACGGGCGACAACGGCACCUGCGCGCACGAGUUCAUCAUCGACCUGCGCCCACUCAAGGACACCGCCGACAUCGAGCCCGAGGACGUUGCCAAGCGCCUGAUCGACUACGGCUUCCAUGCCCCGACCAUGUCCUGGCCCGUCGCUGGCACGCUCAUGAUUGAGCCUACUGAGUCCGAGUCCAAGGCCGAGCUGGACCGUUUUGUGAAUGCGCUGAUCGCCAUCCGCGAGGAGGUCCGCGAGAUUGAGGAGGGCAAGGCCGACAAGGCGGACAACGUGCUGAAGCACUCGCCGCACACGGCAGACGUUGUGAUGGCGGGCGAGUGGACACGGCCUUACAGUCGCGAGAAGGCGGCCUUCCCGGCCACCUGGGUGCGCCAGGCCAAGUUCUGGCCAUCCGCCUCGCGCGUCGACAACGUCCACGGCGACCGCCACCUCAUCGCCAAGCUGCCCAAAACUGCCACCGCUGCCGACACUGUUUCCGAGCCCAUGGUGGCCGCUGUCGGCGGCAACUGAUACCCCCCCUGGCUUCUAGCGCGGUCCCGGGGCGGCCGGCCCCGCUCUGUGUAGCUCUCCUGCGGUUCUGAUAGCGUUUCUACCAGCAGCAUGCUGCUGUGGGCUCUCCGGACGCGCUAGUAACAAUGCCCUGCCAGCCUUGGCAAUGCUGCAAAUGUGGCAAAUGUGUUGGGCAAGUGCAUGGGGUUCCCAGGCAAUCCUCAUGAUGGGGAUGCGGGCACGCAUUUUAGAUGAUUUGUGCCGGCGCAUGCGUUGGUGACGAUGCAGAAGUAGCCGUGAGCAACAGUGUGCGCGAGCGACUGGUGUGAGAGAGUCGUGAAGGUACUGCGUUCAGACUCGUGGGGUUGUUGAAGAGCGACAAGGGGGUAGGACCCAUGCAUUUUUGUGUGCAUUGAAAUACCUCACAGCUGAGCUGCCUUGACGCUGAGCAAUGGCAACUAGUGCUUGGUGGAUAUCUGUAUUGUAGCAGGUACAGGGCCAAGGAGAAGCAUGGAAAGCUGAACUCAGCUCCAUGGGUCAUGGUAUUUCAGUUGUACAUUUAUUCGCAGUAUAGGGUGGACACCAAUUAACAGAAUACAGAGUCUCGGUCUUAGUCUGGGUAGAUUGAACUGCUUCGCGCAGGUUCGCUUCGUCUAUGUAAAGUCUUGGAUUCACAUC
This is a messenger RNA of Coccomyxa subellipsoidea C-169, 3783 nucleotides long. Its product is annotated as glycine dehydrogenase. The coding region runs from base 1 to 3126 and encodes 1041 amino acids. Gene Ontology annotation, molecular function: pyridoxal phosphate binding; glycine dehydrogenase (decarboxylating) activity; glycine binding. Gene Ontology annotation, biological process: glycine decarboxylation via glycine cleavage system. The transcript has 17 exons. Gene Ontology annotation, cellular component: apoplast; glycine cleavage complex; chloroplast envelope. NCBI's taxonomy places the organism in Eukaryota, Viridiplantae, Chlorophyta, Trebouxiophyceae, Coccomyxaceae. The record is from RefSeq and is a predicted model, not a curated record.